Messenger RNA from Phycodurus eques (leafy seadragon), 5406 nucleotides. RefSeq names its product gamma-glutamyltransferase 5a (gene ggt5a). NCBI's taxonomy places the organism in Eukaryota, Metazoa, Chordata, Actinopteri, Syngnathiformes, Syngnathidae. Bases 1670 to 3322 code for a protein of 550 amino acids. Gene Ontology annotation, molecular function: glutathione gamma-glutamate hydrolase; leukotriene-C(4) hydrolase activity. The record is from RefSeq and is a predicted model, not a curated record. Gene Ontology annotation, biological process: leukotriene D4 biosynthetic process; inflammatory response; glutathione catabolic process. The transcript has 13 exons. Gene Ontology annotation, cellular component: plasma membrane.
AGUUAGACAUAAUCUUGGUCGUGUCCAACAGAAGUUAACCGACCCUGAAGAAUUUCGCGAUACGCGCGCAAAUCUCAGGACCACACAAAGCCAAGAAUGGCGCCAGUUAAUUGCUUCGCUUGGUAAUUUUUGGACUUCUAUCAGCAGGACAUCACAAAACAGGAAGUGAUUCCAAUCAGAGGCCAGUCAAGAUGUUUCUUGUUGUGUAAUUAUGUGUGUUUUACUCUGGUAUGUGAGUGACUGUAAAACGAAUAACAGAGUAAAUUGGCAUACUGAUGGAGCUUUGGUGCAAUUUAGUUUUGCCUGAAGCAAUGACAAUGCUAUCUAUUUGAGUAAUCCUGUAAUUAUUUCGAGGUAAUCAUAUAUUUUGGACCACAUAAUAUUCCACAGCACACAUUUUCUUUUUAAGGCACUUGAGGGGUUGUCUUCAGAUCCACGGCUGUAACAAUUAUAGGGGCAUCCCAAAAUCUGACAUAAAUAGUUUGUGACCUUCAUAAAUUCCGGUCAGGCCCUAAACACUUCUUUAGAAAAGGUCAAACUAAUGUUUGUUUUUCAUUGGCACACACAUGCUUGACUCAAAGGGAUCAAUAAAGCAGCAAAGGGAAACGCUUGAUACAAACCAUUUAAAAUUAAAGCGAUUCAUUCAGAAUAUGCAAAUGCAGAGCUUUAUGAUGCGUCGGUGGUCUCCUUGACAUUUUUGUCCCCCACUAUGUUUUGUCUGGGAAAAGAAGCGGGAGGUCUUCCUUGGUUGUCCAUCUUCUGGCGAGGCCACUACCGCCAUCUUAAAUCGGAAAUCAACAGCAACGAGAUUUCACAUCGUAGUUAUGGUUUCCCUCAAAGGGCCACUAUGACGGGGAACUAGACUUAAAUCAAAUUGAGGAAUAAGUAGUUUUGAAAUUAGAAGCCAGUAAAAAAAACAAAAACAAAAAAAGCUAUUUUUCUAUUUGUUUUAAAAGGCUGGCUAGGUAACAAAGAAAUGCUUGUGAUAUCUAAAUGUUAUUAAAAGUGAAGACAAUCUGCAAUUUAGGUAUUUUAGCAAGAGACGAAGUCGACGCACAUGAUUUGCUUUCGCGGACCACAUAAAAUGAUGUGGCGGGCUGGGUCUGGACCCCCGGGCCACAAGUUUGACAAUUUGAAAAAAAAGUCCUUGAAAUUUCUGUAAAGUUAAGAAAAUUAUCAUUUUUGUUCCAAAAAUUUCUGCCAUAAUCAAAAGAACUCAUCCAUUUCACAAUAAAUAUGAAGAACACACUUUUGUUUGCUCUCGUGUGCCCAAAAAUAUAGUGUGGCGGGCCAGAUCGGGCCCCCAGGCCCUGAGUUUGACACGUGUGCUUUAGAGAGUUCACUCAACCUAACGUGCAUGUUUUUGAGAAAUAUGCAAACGUUCCCGAUUUGGAGGACAAUUUAGGCACCAACGUUUUUGUCAAUAUAUUUCUUUUUGUUUUCCCAAGCAGUAAUAACCCAUCAUAGGAUUUGUUUGAUUUGUGCAGCUCAUCCAAUUAUUAUUAUUAUUUUUUAUCUUUUUAUGAGAUCUGAGAUAACUUUCAACUUUUGGGUGGAAUUCAGCAGACUUUAAUUAGCUCGACUCAACACAAUUUACAGCUUUUGCUCCCCCUCUUGCGCUCCAGGCAGAGGUGGAACCUGACUUCCCAGUUCAGCCCACUUUCUGGAGAUGUAUUGCCCUCCCUCCACUCUUACCCAAUCACACACACAUUCGGACAGUUCAAAUACUGUCUUUCUAAAUAGUCAACUUGGGAGGCGCAAGUGUCCACAAGAUUCCUUCUCUCACGCAGCAGUGGCUGCAGACACUGGGACAUGUUCACAAAUUGCACGGGACAUGCUUGAAAAAGGGGGUUCAGCGGUAGAUGGCGCUAUUGCUGCCCUGCUCUGCACUUCUCUCCUGAACCCUCAGAGUUUGGGACUUGGGGGUGGAUCCAUAUUCACAGUGGCGGACAGCACCGGCAAAGUACAAAUCAUCAACUCCAGAGAGCGUGUCCCUGGGAAGUAUAAUGCGGACACGUUGAAGUCGUGUCCCAAUCCCCCUCGCUUCAUGACAGUCUCUCCCCAUCCAGGUAGCUUGUGGAUUGGAAUCCCAGGAGAACUCCGUGGUUAUGAACAAGCACACAGGCAUUAUGGCAAGUUGCCAUGGGCAACCCUCUUUCAGCCAAGCAUCCUGCUGGCCAGACAGGGGUUUCCUAUUCCAGAAAUCCUUGGUCAAUACCUGCCUUACAGUGAUACCAAUGAGUCUCAGUCACUGCGUGAGCUGUUCUCAGAUAAAAAUGGAAACCUGCUGCAAACGGGAGAUAUUGUGAAAUUUGAGACACUCGCCGACACAUUGGAGACGAUUGCAAAUUUCGGAGCAGAUGCUUUCUACACUGGAAAAAUAGCAGAGGAUUUAAUCCGAGACAUACGGGAGGCAGGAGGGUCACUGACAUUGCAGGACUUGGCAUCUUACACAGCAACUGUGAGCGAUGCAUGGAGCAUUCCACUGGGAGAAUAUCAGAUGUACACCGCACCACCCCCUGGGGGUGGCUACAUCCUUAGCCUCGUCCUCAACAUCAUGAAAGGAUAUGACCUGAAUCCAGGAUCCCUGAAAGGUGAACAAAAAGCAUUGUUUUAUCAUCGCUAUGUUGAAGCUCUCAAGUUUGCUAACGGAUUAAAGAAAUUGGAGUUCAGUUCAGAACUGACAAAGAAAUUCACAGAGGACGGCUUCGCCGAUCACAUCCGCAGUUUAAUCAGCGACGAAAUGUCACAUGAGCCGCAGUAUUACAAUAUGACACCAUAUCUGGACAGUAUGGGCACCACACAUGUCUCGGUGCUGGCCCAGGACGGAUCUGCUGUGUCUGUCACCAGCAGCAUCAACCACAUAUUUGGCUCCAGAGUCUUAUCUCCAAGCACCGGAGUUAUCCUCAACAGUCAUCUGUGUGACUUCUGUGGAAGAGUUGAUAGCUUAUUCGCAGGGGAGCAGCCUCCUUCAUCCAUGUCUCCUACUGUGCUCAAGUCUAAGUCAAAGGUCCUGGUGAUUGGAUCAACUGGUAGCAGUAUGAUCACCACUGGAAUGGCGUCGGCAAUCAUGAACCACCUUUGGUUUGGAAAAAACCUGAAGGAGGCAAUUGCCACUCCAGUUGUUUUUGUCGAUUAUCAAAAUGCACUGACGUUUGAAGCCAACUUUGACAAGGAUGUAAUCGAGGAUCUGAAAGCUCUGGGACACACUCACAAACCUGCCGAGAAGUUGUUCAAUGUGGUCAACGCUGUAGAGAAGGAGGAUGGAUGUAUCACUGCAGUGUCUGAUGCAAGGAAACUGGGUAAAGCAGCUGGUUACUGAUGCUAUGCAUCAGGGAACAUGAGAACACCAAUAUUUGUGGAGCUAAAUUAAUGCAACAGCUAACGUUGAAUGGAACCUUCUGGUGUGUAACACAAAAAUCAAAACCGAUUCAGAAUAUAUAGUACUUGUAUCUUAAAGGUCCCAUGCCAUCAAAGAAAAAAAAAAAGAAGAACAAAUAUCCAUCCAUCGAUCAAUUUUCUUUACAGCUUAUCCUCACUAGGGUCGCGGGCUGCUGGAGUCCAUCCCAGCUAUCUUCGGGCGAGAGGCGGGGUACACCAUGAACUGGUCGCCAGCCAGUCGCAGGGCACAUAGAAACAAACGAUCUUGUUCUUUCGGUCACGACCCACAGCUCGUGACCAUAGUGAGGCGUAGGAACGUAGAUUGAUCGGUAAAUUGAGAGCUUCGCCUUUCGGCUUAGCUCCUUCUUUACCACAACGGACCGAUACAAAGUCUGCAUCACUGCAGGCGCUGCACCGAUCCGCCUGUCAUUCUCCCGUUCCAUUCUUCCGUCACUCACGAACAAGACCCCAAGAUACUUGAACUCCUCCACUUGGGGCAGGAUCUCAUCCCCGACCUGGAGAGGGCACGCCGCCCUUUUCCGACCGUGAACCAUAUUCUCAGAUUUGGAGGUGCUGAUUCUCAUCCCAGCCGCUUCACACUCUGCUGCGAACCACUCUGGUCAGAGUUGGAGAUCACGGCUUGAUGAAGCCAACAGAACCGCAUCAUCUGCAAAAAGCAGAGCUGCAAUACUGAGGCCACCAAACCGGACCCCCUCUACGCCUCGGCUGUGCCUAGAAAUUCUGUCUAUAAAGGUAAUGAACAGAAUCGGUGACAAAGGGCAGCCUUGGCGGAGUCCAACCCUCACCGGAAACGAGUCCGAUUUACUGCCGGCAAUGCGAACCAAACUCUGACACCGGUCGUACAGGGACCGAACAGCCCGUAUCAGGGGGUUUAGCACCCCAUACUCCCGAAACACCCCCCACAGGACUCCCCUAGGGACACGGUCAAGCGCCUUCUUCAAGUCCACAAAACAUGUCUAGACUGGUUGGGCGAACUCCCAUGCACCCUCAAGUACCCUGCCGAGGGUGUAGAGCUGGUCCACUGUUCCACGGCCAGGACGAAAACCACACUGCUCGUCCUGAAUCUGGGAUUCGACUUCCCGACGGACCCUCCUCUCUAGCACCCCUGAAAUAGCAACUAAUCUACAUCACAAAUACACAGAAAUCUGUAAUCCUUUUACCGUUUAUCUGCUAUUGCAUUCAAUAGACAUCCUGCAUAGAUGUCAUACUUAAACCAGGUUACAGACUCAGUGAAAAGAAAAAAUUGAUUUUGAUGGCAUGGGACUGUGAAAAAUAGGAAUCAAAUAAUUUGUAGGGGAAUUUUGCCUCUCUUCUUACAACUGAAUGUUUGGCUCAACAAACAUUCAGUUGUGUGCAAGGCUAAAGGUCAGAUAUUACAAUUCUACAACAGACAUUUAUCCUUAGACUUUUAUUUAUAUGGCCAUUUGUCACAUAUGCACCCAAAAUAUAAUAUUUGCAACUUCAAAGGUGUCUGGGAGCAAAGCUAUUUUGUUAUGAGCCAAAGUCAUGUCAUAAGCCUCUAUUUUGAUGAGUUAUUAAUUGUAUCAAUGUAUCUUGAAGGGGAAGGAUUCAGUCUUACACUAAUGUUAAUCGAUAAAGACACACUUCAGCAUCUGAGUCACAACAGAGUGAUCGACAGAUUUGCCAGCCUGAAAAACAGACAGCAUUCUACCCACCAAGUAGCUGGUUAUAGCAGCAGUUAAUUUGAUUUUGAUUACAUUAUUAACUCGUCCAAGAGAAAUUAUUCUCUGGAAUUUUUUUGCUUGGCUGACUCUGUGCCAGCACAGUGACUUUUUUUGCAUACAGCUUUUCAUACACGGUAGCAAUGUGUUACAUAGCUUUUCUUUUUUUGCAGUUAAUGCUGUAAACAUACUUCCUGUGUUUGUGUACUGUAUUAAAAACAGACUGAAAUAACUACAGCUCUUAAAAGUGACUUUGAACGUUUACUCUGUAUUGUAUUGUUUUAGAAUCUGUCCAAAAACAUUAAAAAACAAUUUGAGUCUU